UAAGCGCGGAGGGAGAGAUGGAUCGGGCAGGGACGACGGAAUCGAAUCAAGCUCGAGCUCGACGAGGGAAGAAGCCCGGGAGAGGAACUCGGUCACAUGCGCGUCGAGCGGGAAGGGGCAGGACAUGUAGCGCAGCCGGCGGAAGAUGGAUCUGCCCGGGCUGGUCGAGCGCGGGGGGUCGGCGAGCACCCAGCUGGCGGCGGCGUCGACGCGGAGGGUGAGCGAGACGAGCUCGGUCAUGUUGGCGACGGCGCGGGCGAGGAGCCGGUAGGGCUCGGGGUCGGCGCCGGAAUCGGCCCCGAGCGUGAUGUAGAAGCUUCGGACGAGCUGGGCGAUGUCCGGCCGGGCGGCGAGGGUGCGGAGCAGCUGCAGCUUGCGGUGGGCGUCUUCUGGGACGCUUGCGGGGGGGAGGUGCAGCUCCGGGUGGCGGUAGAGGUGGCGGAUGGCGGCGUCGGAGACCUGGCAGGAGAUCCUGGCGAGCGUGGCGAGGUCGCGGGGCGGGGCAUGGGAGGAGAUUGCGUGGAGGAGCUCGGUGGGAAGGAUGGAGAAGGACAUGGCGGAUGCGGCGAGAAGAGAAGGGCCCUGGGCUUAUAAGUCCCUGGGGCGGUGGAUGAGCAGGGGCGUUAGAUGAGCAGGGGUGCUCUAAGACAGAACCGAACACGGGUGGCCAUCAGAGCGCCCGGGUGGUAAUAACCCAUCGCAUGAGCAACUAAAACACCGAAACUCGUCGUCGACCAGCCCGACGGCCGUUCCCGAGCAGCCACAGCCUCUGCUGCUCCCGCUCUCAUGCUCCCAGCUCUCGCCAGCGCCCUCCGCGCACGACGCCUCCCACCCGCCCCAGCCAGCCUGCGACGAGCGCUCUCCGCACACAGCGCGCCGUGGCCCACCGCGCGACCCGCCGCACCCUACCGCGGCCCUCUCCCCCACAGGACCCACAACUGCGUCUCGCUGGCCGAGGCGGGUACCGACGAGCACGUCGUGCUCUCCGGCUGGCUGCUCCACGAGCGCAAGGUCAACCGGAACUGGUCCUUCUUUGAUCUCAGAGACUCUCGGGGCACCGUCCAGCUCGUCGCCUCGGGCAGGGGCGAUGCCCCCGUCCUGCCGGACCUCGCCCAGGUGCCCGUGGAGAGCCCCGUGCUGAUUCGGGGCUCCGUGCGACGGAGGCCCGAGAAACAGAGAAAGCCUGGCGACCCGCUGGGCGAUAUCGAGGUCCUCGUGCAGGACUUCAUACUCCUCAACCCUGCAGACCGCGAAUUGCCCUUUGUGCCUCACGAACACUGGAACUUGCCGAACGACGACCUUCGCGCCAAGUAUCGCUACCUGGACUUGCGACGGCCCUCUAUGGCCGAGAACUUGCGUAAACGAAGCAAAGCGGCCCAUGUCAUUCGCUCGGUCCUUCAUCACCUCGACUUCAUAGAAGUCGAAACGCCGAUACUGCUCAAGUCUUCGCCCGAGGGCGCACGCGAGUUCCUCGUGCCCACACGUCUCUCCUCGUCUUCCUCGGAGCCGACGUUCUGGGCUCUGCAGCAGUCGCCCCAGCAGCCCAAGCAGCUGCUCAUGUGUUCUGGUGCGGUCGAGAGGUACUUCCAGAUCGCACGCUGCUUCAGGGACGAGGACGGGAGGAAAGACAGGCAGCCCGAGUUCACGCAAGUCGAUCUGGAAAUGGCGUUCGUCUCGUGGGGCCCCAAACAUGGCGACUCGCCCGACGCCACGAGCGCGAGCGACUCGGCGCGGUGGCGAAUCGGCGGGCACGAGGUCCGCGACGUGAUCGAAACGCUGAUCAGGAAGCUCUGGAAAGAAGUCGCCGGCGUCGCCGUAACCGCGAACCCGUUCCCGGUCAUGACCUACCAUCAGGCGAUGACUUCCUACGGCUCCGACAAGCCGGACGUCCGCUUCGGACUGCAGCUGUCGGAUAUCACGUCUUGCUUCUCCGAGGACGCUCGUAGAGUGCUGGAAGCGUCCGGCGAUGCGAUUGAAUGCCUCGUCGUCCGAUCCGGGGAUGGCGCGUUCGUCAAGGCCGCCUCUGUAUUGGAUGCGUCCUUCGCCGGUGCUGAACGAUUAAUCGUCGCCAAAGAGGACGACGGGUCAUGGUUAUCGGAUAGUGCGACCAUCCGAGGCAGUUUCCCCGCGGAGAAGCUCGCAGCAGAACAUGAAAGGGGUCCCUCGGAGGUAACUAACGCCGUCUCGAGCCUCCUUCGAGUCCAGGCAGGAGAUAUCGUCUGGCUGGCUCGCCGGAAAGCAGUGCCGGAGGGAGGAUGGACUUCCUUGGGGAGAGUGCGCGUCGCUUUGGCUGAGAAAGCACAGGAGCUAGGUGAUUAUUGCCCCCCACCCGCACCGCACUUCCUAUGGGUGACCGAAUUUCCGUUGUUCACCCACGCGGAUGAGGACAAGGAUUUCCUCGCGCACGGCCGGUGGAGCAGCUCGCACCAUCCGUUCACUGCACCCAUGAUGGAGGAUAUAGAUGCCAUGUAUGCUGGCCGCAUCGCACAGGUCAGAGGACAGCAUUACGACUUGGUGUUGAAUGGAGUUGAGAUUGGAGGUGGCUCGGUGCGAGUGCAUGACCCAGAGAUGCAGGAAUACAUCUUCUCGCAGAUUCUGCAGCUUACGGAAGCGGAGAAAUCCACAUUCGGCCACCUGCUGCAUGCACUCCGGUGUGGUGCGCCACCGCACGGCGGCAUUGCACUAGGCUUUGAUCGACUGAUGUCCAUCUUGUGCAAUACAAACACCAUUCGGGAUGUCAUUGCCUUCCCCAAAACGGGCGCAUCCACGGACCCGCUGUUCAAGAGCCCUUCUCCGACCACAUCGGAUGUCCUGGCAACCUACGGUCUCGCGCCUUGCCGAAACCUCGCGUAACCCACCACAUAAUUUGAUAUGCUACAUGUCGCAAUACCAGCACUAAUCAC
This is a messenger RNA of Punctularia strigosozonata HHB-11173 SS5, 2903 nucleotides long. RefSeq lists its product as uncharacterized. Gene Ontology annotation, molecular function: aspartate-tRNA ligase activity; ATP binding; nucleic acid binding. The transcript has 14 exons. Bases 787 to 2853 code for a protein of 688 amino acids. Gene Ontology annotation, cellular component: mitochondrion; cytoplasm. Gene Ontology annotation, biological process: aspartyl-tRNA aminoacylation. NCBI's taxonomy places the organism in Eukaryota, Fungi, Basidiomycota, Agaricomycetes, Corticiales, Punctulariaceae. The record is from RefSeq and is a predicted model, not a curated record.